GCUGAGACAGCGUGCGGUGCACGCGAAGUUGGGCAAAGUGCGGUGGUGACACCUCUCUCUCUCUCUCUCUCUCUCUGCAAACGCAACCUCCACGCCACCGUUGAUGACGCAUCACUCCCACUUCUUUCUCCUCUUCUGGAGUGAGAAACCUCUAUACUUUUAGAGAGAGAAAAUCAAAUCACCUUUCUCUGUUUGUUCGAGACUCAGAUACAUACACACACACACAUAUAUAUAUAUAUAGUAGGAAACAGUCAAAUUGUAUUUGUAUGUCACUUUCUGGGUUUUUCUGAUCACUUUAUCUUUUGUGGGUUUUUGUUUUUGGGUUUGGGCUUGAAGAUUUUUGAUUGUUGAAUUGAGAGAGAGAGAGAGAGAGUGAGGGGUUAAGAGUGAUUGUUGUUGUUUUUGUUGAAUUUUGUUGGAUGGGAAUUGGGUAUAGAGGAAGGGACUAUGAGGAAAUCAUUCAAGGAUUCUCUCAAGGCGCUUGAAGCUGAUAUUCAGCAUGCCAAUACCAUGGCUUCUGAUUAUCCGAGGGGAUAUGAUGGUGCCUGCUUGCAGAUGAGAUUAUCGUACAGUCCUUGUGCUCAAAUGUUCCUCUUUCUUGUUCAAUGGACUGAUUGUCACCUAGCUGGUGCUCUUGGAUUGCUUAGAAUACUCAUUUAUAAGGCUUACGAUAAUGGAAAGACUACCAUGUCUAUUCAUGAAAGGAGAGCCAGCAUAAGAGAGUUUUAUGGCAUAAUAUUUCCCUCUUUAUUGCAACUUCAAAGAGGAAUCACCGAUGUUGAAGAUAGGAAACAGAGAGAGAUCUGUGCAGCUAAGUACAGUAGAAGAGAUAAGAUGAACAAGGGUAAGAUUUCUGAAAUUGAUAUAGAGAGAGAAGAAGAAUGUGGUAUUUGUAUGGAGAUAAACACCAAGGUUGUCUUGCCCAAAUGCAGUCAUUCUAUGUGCAUGAAGUGCUACCGAAAUUGGCGUAAUCGGUCUCAGUCAUGCCCCUUCUGUCGGGAUAGCCUUAAAAGAGUGGACUCGGGCGACCUUUGGAUGUACACCGCCAGCUGUGAAGUUGUGGACUUGCCAUCAAUUGCCAAAGAAAAUUUCAAGAGGCUUAUAAUGUACAUUGAGAAGUUGCCUCUUAUCCUUCCCGAUCCGAUUCUCGUUUCUUAUGAUCCUCGUUACCGGUGAUGAGGGCAUCUUCAGAAGAUGGAACUUCUGUACAUAGAUUGGUUUGUUUUUUUGUAUAUAAUUUUGUGUUUGUUCUUUGUUAGUCAGUCAUUGAUUGAAAUUUUAUAUAAUGGUUGGCCAUUGUCAGAGGAUCUUAACAUGGUUAGUUUGGAAUUUUAUUUAUUUGAUUUUGAAUAAUAGGAUACAAUUCAUUAUUGCCACCACUUGUUUUUCUAUGUGAUCUGUGGCUUCUUGUGAAGACUGUAUAGUGUAUAUACUGAGUUUGCUUUCUGUAAAGACUGUUUUUGUGAAGUUGUUCAUCAAUCUUUUUUAUUGA
Messenger RNA from Camellia sinensis, 1492 nucleotides. RefSeq names its product E3 ubiquitin-protein ligase AIRP2. The record is from RefSeq and is a predicted model, not a curated record. Gene Ontology annotation, biological process: protein ubiquitination. Lineage: Eukaryota; Viridiplantae; Streptophyta; Magnoliopsida; Ericales; Theaceae. Gene Ontology annotation, molecular function: ubiquitin protein ligase activity.